Molecule: messenger RNA, 2715 nt
Organism: Entamoeba nuttalli P19
Lineage: Eukaryota; Evosea; Mastigamoebida; Endamoebidae
Exons: 1
Coding region: 1-2715 (904 amino acids)
Source: RefSeq, a predicted model, not a curated record
AUGUUGGCACUCUUCGCCAUCCUCUUUGUUGCGUAUGGACAGUACACAUGUUCUACUGCUACAAAAUUUAAUUUGCCACAGUACCAUACAUCAAUUGUAUUUGGUACAAAUACACCUAAAUCUAAAGUUGCACUUGAACCAGGUUCAUUAAAAGAAGUUCAAGGACAGUAUUUUGUUACAUCAGUUGGAGAAGAUAUAGAAUCUCUUCUUGUUAAUAUUAAUACAUGUUUUGCUACAACUAAUUUACCAACAGAAAUUUAUAUAUUUGAUUCAUGUAGUGAUGAAGGAGUUGCCCAAAAUAAACUUGCAGAAUCAGGUAUUGAUAAUUCAUGUAGUGCUUCUAGUGAAUAUCCAAUUGUUAAUUUCCAUGCAGUACAAGGAAAAACUUAUUAUGUAUUAGUUAAGUUAGUUGAAGAAAAUGCUGAUGGUACAGUUUCUAUUGCAAUUGAUCAAUCAUAUGAAGAUAAUUCACAUAUUGAAUGUGAUGUUGCCCGUUCAGUACCAGAAGAAAAUGGAGCAACUAUUUUCCCAUAUUCAGACCAAGCACAAAUUGUAAGAAGUCAAGUACCAGAAACUAAAGUAGAAUGUACAACAUCAGCACCAACAUUAUGGUAUAAAUUUAAGGGAGAUGGAAAAUAUGUAGUUAUUAAUACAUGUAAUUAUUAUACUAAUUUUGAUACAAGACUUGUUGUAGUUGAUACUCUUGUUAAUGGUAAAUGUAAUGGUGCUAAAUGUGUUAAAUUUGCUGAUGAUGGAUGUGGAAAAACAUCAUAUUCAUCUAUUCUUGUUAUUAAAACAGAAUUAGAAAAGAUUUAUUAUGUUGGUGUUUCAGCUGCUGCAAAUCAAGAAGGACAAUUUGAAAUUAGAAUGGAUCAUUUAGCUGACUCUAUUCCAUCUGUUUGUUCACGUGCACUUCCAAUUCAAGAAUUACCAUUUUCAAGAUCAUUUGAUAUUCCAGAUGUAUGGCCAACAGGAAAGCCAUCAUGUAUUUCCUAUCAUACUGAUGUAAGACCAGUUUAUUUGUCAUUUGUAGGAUAUGGAAAACCUGUUGUAAUUUCUACAUGUAAAUCAGUUGAUUCUAAUUUGAAGCCAAUUGGAGUAGCAGUAGAGUUAAUAAAUAAUUGUGAAGAAGAAAAAUGUGCAGUUGACACUACUAAUUCUAAAGAAUUUGGUUUAUGUGGUGAAAAUAAUUAUCUUAUUGUUAAUAUGGAAGUAGGAAAAACUUAUUAUAUUAAGGCAUAUUGUCCAGAUGGUCCAUGUGAUAUGACUCUUAAUAUGUAUGAAAAAACUGCAUCACAUGAUAGAUGUGAUAUUGCACUUGAGCUUAAUAACCCAGGAGUAUUUAGUGAAGCAGCAGUAAUUGAAAAUCUUGAAGAAUCAAUUCAUGGAUGUAAUUCAGUUGCUAAAACAGAUCCAGGAUUAUGGUAUAAAUUUGUUCAUACUAAAUCUAUUGUUGAUGAAAAAUAUACUAUUUUUGCUAUGAAUGCACAAAGAAGUAAAAUUGGAUAUAUUGAAUUUUCUAAUGGAUGUAUGCUUAUUGAAUGUGAAUCUCUUCAACAAGGAGAAGCUCAUUUAAGUUUCAGUUCUGAUGAAGAAUAUCAACUUAUUUUUGUUUAUCCUGAUGCUACUGAUCAUCAAAAAGCUUUAAUUGUUCAAUUUGUUAGUGAAGAAUCUACACCAUUCUAUAAAUGCCAAGAUGCACUUGAUGUUCAACUUCCAUAUACUGCUCUUCAUACAUUCUCUAAUACAAAAACAAGACAAAUUUGUUCAGGAGAAAUGGCACCAGCUAACUAUUAUAGAUUCAGCCUUAAUAAAGAUAUUGGUGUUGAUGUUUCUACUUGUUUCCCAAAAACAUUAGUUAAUACAGCAGUUGAAAUUACUAAAGGAUGUUAUGGAGAACCAACUGCUAAAUGUAUUGGUUCAAAUACUGAAGGAAGAGGUUGUGCUGUUGGAGCUGCUAAAUUAUCUGUUGAUUUGAAUGCAAACACUCAAUAUACACUUUCUGUAUAUUCUGAAGCUGUUGCUGCUCUUAAUGUUAAGCAAUAUAGAGUUGUUAUUUUCUCACUUGAAAUUCCAACAGAGUCAGUAUGUACUUCAGCUAUUGUUGUACCAUAUCAAAAGUAUUAUGCUGAUUAUUUGAUUCUUAAUAGAUUAUCCUACAAAACUGAUUUUGGAAGUGUUGGAAUUACUAGAGGUAGUUAUUUCAAAGUUCAAAUUCCAGAUGUAGCUUAUACUGUUACAGUUAGAACAUGCUCUUCAAAGACUACUAUGAACUCAUUUGUUGCACUUUAUGGUAAGUGUAUUGUCCAAGGAUCAUCAGAUCAACCAAUUUCUGUUCCAAAUGAAGAUAUUGGAAUUGCAUCAUCAUCUAUUACUAAUUGUGAUGUCCAUGGUACUUAUCUCACAUUUGAUACUGUUCCAAAUAAAGAGUAUUAUGUUUUUGUUGGUCCAGAAAAUUUUGCUGAAGAAGGUUUUGUCGAUGUUCAAUUCUUUAUGGAUGCUAAAGAAGACCCACAACCAGAUGAUUCUUCUUCAGUACCACCAACACCAUCUUCUUCAACUGAUGAUAAAGAUGAUGAUAAUCAUCAUUCUACUCCAGUUGGAUGGAUUGUAUUUGGUGUUCUUGUCUAUGUUUUGUUUGCUGGUAUUCUUGCUGGAUGUGUUAUUGCUAUCAUUUUGAAACGUAGAAAUUCUGGAUAUGCUACUUUAGCUUAA